AUGGAUAGACGACAAUGCGAAACACUAGCUCGCAAUGAUGUGAGAAGGGGGGUGAUCGUGAGGGAAGCGCGCAUAUUGAUUUAUGAGAAGGACCUUGCAGUCAGCAGUGCAGCUGUAGAAUGCAUUCUUAAAGAACAGUCUUGGGUACCAACCUUGGUGAAUUGUCUCGGUCCCUUGGGCUUCAAUAUCUUCUGUGCGCUUGUGGUAGAUUUGUUGCAUGAGUUUGAGAUAGGGGUCUGGAAGUCUCUUUUUAUUCACCUAUUGCAGAUCAUUACGGUGCAGGACAAAAGUCUCAUCCAUAUAUUGGGCCAGAGGUAUGGCGUGUUAUCACUGACUCUCGUCACCCUGACCAUUCUAUGCAUAGAUACAGGGCAACCCCAAUCCAACUCUUCGGAUAUGAAACGGAUGGCAGCUCGUGAUUUUGAAGAUCUCCUCCAGGUAUGA
Molecule: messenger RNA, 444 nt
Organism: Suillus subalutaceus
Lineage: Eukaryota; Fungi; Basidiomycota; Agaricomycetes; Boletales; Suillaceae
Exons: 3
Coding region: 1-444 (147 amino acids)
Source: RefSeq, a predicted model, not a curated record